GUCUCACUUACUUUGCAAGGGAAAGUCACGUAUGUGCUAGCAUUGUUUUUUUCCUUCCUCGUUGCAUUGCCUGUUGCCAUAUAUUCUAAAGUAGAAUACUUUGAUGUAGCAUUUCACAUUCGAACCCGCAUGUGCGUAGAAGUCUGGGACUCCAGUAAAGAUAGACUUUAUUACACCAUUGUAAUAAUGAUAAUUCAAUAUAUUAUUCCACUUCUUAUAUUAUGUUUCUCCAAUUUUUAUAUUGGAAUUCUUGUUUGGAUCCGUAAGCUACCAGGAGAAAACCAUCCCACGAGAAUCAAAGAGCUGGACCAAGAAAAACGACGGACGGUGAAGGUGUUAAUUUGCGUGGCUGUUUUUUACGCCCUCUCCUGGCUACCUCUCCACGUCAUAACUGUUGUAGCCAGUAACAACCAGCAACUGAUGUCCCAGGAAUACCUACAGGUUCACUGGAUGUUCUCUCAUUGGUUCGCCUUCACUAACUGCGCUGUCCAUCCAAUCAAUUAUUUUGUGAUGGAUAAGAACUUCAGGAAGAAAACAAUGAAACUGUUCCGAUCACCAUGCUGUUCGUAUCUUAACAAUACUGCGGAAUUUCAGAUGCAUCGGUUAGACACAGGUUGUUAACAGUUUAUGCAAUAUUGA
Molecule: messenger RNA, 639 nt
Organism: Saccostrea cuccullata (small rock oyster)
Lineage: Eukaryota; Metazoa; Mollusca; Bivalvia; Ostreida; Ostreidae
Product: RYamide receptor-like
Exons: 2
Coding region: 130-621 (163 amino acids)
Biological process (GO): G protein-coupled receptor signaling pathway
Cellular component (GO): plasma membrane; neuron projection
Molecular function (GO): neuropeptide binding; neuropeptide receptor activity
Source: RefSeq, a predicted model, not a curated record